CACAACUGUAAUAUAUCGUCUUGUCGAUAGACAGUUAAGUCGUUACUCGACUGAUGCAAAUCGAGUAACUUGUUAAUUUUUUGUGUGUAAAGAGUUCUUGUUAUAACCGACGUUUUUAUUAUGCUGCGCUAUUAGCGAAUACCGUCAAAUUCAGUGUCGCCUAUCGGAUGUAUCGAUAUUAAGCUCGUGAUUGUGUUCGUACUGACGCGCGAAAUUAUCAAAUAUAAACACAGAUAUCACUUCAUAUAGAUGGCAUACGGCUCAACGCAUUAAGCAAUUUAGUUUUUAUAUACAACUCGACUAGAUGUGGACAAAAUAUGGAUCAUCAGAUUUGUCAAUCCUACUAUAUGACUUACAAUCUACUGUCGCAAAUGCCAUAUCACAGCAAUUCCUCGAACUAUGCGAUUGCGAACUUGAGUGGAUAUGCAAAUUUGACAUCAAGUCAAAAUGUACAGCAUAAUGUACAAAAAGAAGGACUUAUUAUUGAAAACCUACUUGCCCAUAUGGGUAUGCUGAAAUAUCAAUUGAAGUGUGAGCAGGAUGCAAGAAGUGAGCAAGCAUUUCAGCUGAAGAGAGUUUUACAACAACAGCACAACUCGCUUGAAUAUAACAAAAAGCUGACUGAUAUGUUGAAAUCUACCAUGCAUGAGCUUUCUGAGCUCAAAUUACAGUUGAAAUCUGCAAAAUUGGAAGAAACAACACAGCUGAAAGCUGUUUUACAAAAUGAAAAGAAUUUGAUUGCGGCUAACCGAAAGCUGCUUGCUGAGAAUGCUAUGCUAACGGAGUCACUGAAAGAUAACAAAAUACAGCUAUCCAGUGAUAAAUUAAAGCCACAACCACAAAUUUCAAGGCUGAAAGACAAUCUAAGCCGAGCCGAUUCUGAACUGCAGCAGUGCCAGGCGCAAGUGAAUGCAUUAACUGCAAUCAACGAAAUGCUAAUUGCUGGCAAUGAAAAACGCGACGAAAGAAUUGCAGAUUAUAAGCGAAAACUGCAAAAUUACAUCAACCUCAGCCCAUCAUUGGUCUCUGAAACUGUGUUGGCAGACAAUGCCAUCGCUCAGAUAAGUAGCCCAUGCACUGCUCUAGGAGCUGAGAACUGUUUGGGCACCUGGCUGUGCGUGUCCUGUGGCACCAAUGCAUCAACUGUUCAUAAUCAAACUUAUGCCGAGUUUCGCCGCCGCUUAUGUGAAGUUCAUAAGGAAUCUAUUGACCUGAAUCUGUGAAAAGCAUUAAAAAUGAACCUA
Molecule: messenger RNA, 1244 nt
Organism: Drosophila hydei
Lineage: Eukaryota; Metazoa; Arthropoda; Insecta; Diptera; Drosophilidae
Exons: 5
Coding region: 318-1223 (301 amino acids)
Source: RefSeq, a predicted model, not a curated record